AUGACGCUCACCAUGAUAUGGAUUUCGUGGGAUGAACAUGAAUUUGAUAAGAGGGAGACUGCAACAACACCAGAAACCUUAUAUAGCCCUCAAAUUGAGAACCACGCCUUUUCCGCAAGACUGGGUCAAACAAGCCUCACAGCAAUCAAGCUCACAGAAGAGCAAGCCAAGUCAUGUCAAGGCAUCUCCGAAGCAGAUGGAUUCCAAGUCCGCUGGAAGUGCAAGGUCAGCCCCUACUGUUAUGGAUUUAACAUUGAGAUUUCAUCAUUAGAGUGGUUCAAUAAGGCACAGAGAGAAUCUAUCAGACUCUUCAAACAGGCUGCAAAGGCAGACAGCUUCAAAGUAUACACGCGUGUAUAG
Molecule: messenger RNA, 360 nt
Organism: Penicillium taxi
Lineage: Eukaryota; Fungi; Ascomycota; Eurotiomycetes; Eurotiales; Aspergillaceae
Exons: 1
Coding region: 1-360 (119 amino acids)
Source: RefSeq, a predicted model, not a curated record